Molecule: messenger RNA, 4459 nt
Organism: Ricinus communis (castor bean)
Lineage: Eukaryota; Viridiplantae; Streptophyta; Magnoliopsida; Malpighiales; Euphorbiaceae
Product: mediator of RNA polymerase II transcription subunit 33A
Exons: 12
Coding region: 251-4228 (1325 amino acids)
Biological process (GO): regulation of phenylpropanoid metabolic process
Cellular component (GO): mediator complex
Source: RefSeq, a predicted model, not a curated record
AAAAAUAUUUUUCAAACAUUAUUUUAUUUCCACUGGUACCCUCUCACUCAGUCUGCUUUACUUGUUCAUGUGUCAAAACUCAUUUGUAUUUUGUCCCUCAAAUUCAUAAAAAAGAAAAGAAAUAGGAAAGCCCAUUUCAAGAACAAGAAAAGGCUACCCACUCUCUCUGUUCUGUCUCUUCAAUUACAAAGCCGAAAUUUAUGUGUCUGAACUGAAACAACUGCCUGAUAUAUCUCUCUCUAAGCCAGAAAUGGCUGUUUCCAUUGGAAGCAGCAUCUGGGAUUAUGUUGUAGAGAUGACCAAGCUUGCCCAGGAAAAGGGUGGUGAUCCUUUGCUUUGGGCUCUUCAAAUAUCCUCAAAUUUGAGCUCAAAUGGUGUUUCUUUACCUUCUCCAGAGCUUGCAGAUGUCUUAGUCUCUUACAUUUGUUGGGAUAAUAAUGUCCCCAUUAUUUGGAAGUUUCUUGAGAAGGCCUUAGUCCUCAAGAUUGUCCCUUCUUUAAUGGUUCUUGCUCUUCUUUCUGAUAGGGUUAUUCCAUGUCGACAUUACCGCCCAGUGGCAUAUAGGCUUUUUAUGGAACUUCUCAAGAGACAGGCCUUUUCACUUAAGUGUCAGAUUAAUGGGAUGAAUUAUGAAAAGAUCAUGAAAUCAAUAGAUGCUGUUCUCCAUCUGUCCCAGAAUUUUGGUCUGCAAGCCAGUGAUCCUGGGAUUCUUGUGGUUGAGUUCAUCUUUUCAAUUGUCUGGCAGUUGUUAGAUGCAUCAUUGGAUGAUGAAGGGCUGUUGGAACUUACCCCAGAGGAGAAGUCCAGAUGGGCAACAAAACCUCAAGAAAUGGAAAUAGAUGGUCUUGAUAAUUAUGAUGAGCAGAGGACUGAACAUCAUGAGAAAUUGCAGAAUCUGAAUACUGUAAUGGCAAUUGAGAUAAUUGGCCUAUUUCUUGAACAUAAAUUGACUUCAAGGAUUCUCCACUUGGCACGGCAGAACUUGCCCACUCAUUGGGUAAGGUUUGUCCAGAGAUUACACUUACUUGGAGCAAACUCAUCAGCGAUAAGAAGUUCAAAAACUUUAACUGCUGAGGAUCUUCUGCAGUUAACUUCAAAAACUCAUGCAUCGUUCACUCGAGUAUCCAAAACAAGUUCACUUCAGAAGUUCCAUGAAGUUAUGGCUUUAGGGUCGUUAGUAUCUUCUGCUGGUCUUUGUCAUGGAUCUAGUCGUUCAGCCCUUUGGCUUCCUCUUGAUCUUGCAUUAGAAGAUGCCAUGGAUGGGUAUCAAGUUAAUGCAACAAGUGCUAUCGAAAUCAUAACUGGUUUAGUGAAAACCCUACAAGCAGUAAACAGCACCACUUGGCAUGACACCUUUUUAGGCCUUUGGAUCGCAGCUCUUCGUCUUGUUCAAAGGGAAAGAGAUCCUAUUGAGGGCCCUAUUCCUCGCCUGGAUGCUCGCUUAUGCAUAUUGCUGUCUAUCAUACCUCUAGUUGUUUCUGAUCUUAUUGAGGAAGAGGAAAAUGCACCAACUGAAGAGUCAGAAUCUGGCUCCACAAAUCACUGGAAGGAAAAUAAAUUUCAAGGAAAGCGCCGCAAUGAUUUAGUUUUUAGUUUGCAGUUACUUGGUGAUCACCAAGGCUUGCUGAGUCCACCUCAGUCUGUUGUUUCAGCCGCCAAUCAGGCUGCGACAAAAGCAAUGUUGUUUGUUUCUGGAAUCACUAUUGGGAGUGCCUACUUUGAGUGUAUUAACAUGAAAGACAUGCCAAUCGAUUGUUCUGGAAACAUGCGCCAUCUGAUAGUUGAGGCUUGUAUUGCCAGAAACCUAUUGGACACAUCAGCGUAUUUCUGGCCUGGAUAUGUUAAUGGGUGUAUCAACCAAAUACCUCACAGUGUGCCUGCCCAGGUUCCUAGCUGGUCAUCAUUCAUGAAGGGGUCCUUACUUACCCCAGCAAUGAUCAGUGCUCUGGUUUCGAGUCCUGCUUCAAGUUUAGCAGAGCUCGAGAAAGUAUAUGAGCUUGCUGUCAAAGGGUCAGAUGAUGAGAAGAUCUCUGCUGCUACAAUUCUUUGUGGGGCUUCUCUUCUUCGGGGCUGGAACAUACAGGAGCAUACUGUUCAUUUCAUUACUAGAUUACUGUCACCUCCAGUUCCUGCAGAUUAUUCUGGGGGUGACAGCCAUUUGAUAAGCUAUGCUCCAAUCCUGAAUGUGCUUAUAGUUGGACUGGCAUCUGUAGAUUGUGUUCAGAUCUUCUCACUACAUGGUUUGGUUCCUCAACUUGCAUGUUCAUUGAUGCCAAUCUGUGAGGUUUUUGGGUCAUGUGUGCCAGAUGUCUCAUGGACUCUGCCUACAGGGGAAGAUAUUUCUGCUCAUGCUGUGUUUUCCAAUGCAUUUGCACUUCUGUUGAAGCUAUGGAGGUUUAAUCACCCUCCUCUUGAGCAUGGUGUUGGAGAUGUACCGACAGUUGGUUCUCAGCUAACUCCUGAAUACCUCUUAUCAGUGCGAAACUCCCACCUAGUCUCUUCCGGAAGCACCCAUAAAGAUCGAAAUAAAAGGAGACUCUCUGCAGUUGCAACUUCUUCAUCACUAGAGCCAGUAUUUGUAGAUUCAUUUCCAAAAUUGAAAGUCUGGUAUCGGCAACAUCAAAAGUGUAUAGCUUCUACACUAUCUGGUCUUGUCCAUGGAACUCCGGUUCAUCAGAUUGUCGAUGUGCUUCUUAACAUGAUGUUCAGAAAGAUCAAUAGAGGAAGCCAAUCUGUAACUACUGUUACUUCUGGAAGUAGUGGUUCCAAUGGAUCUAUAAGUGAUGAUUCCUCUCUAAGACCUAAAUUGCCUGCCUGGGACAUAUUGGAAGCUGUUCCGUUCGUGGUUGAUGCUGCAUUGACAGCCUGUGCUCAUGGAAGGCUUUCACCACGGGAAUUGGCUACAGGGCUUAAAGAUUUAGCAGACUAUCUUCCUGCAUCUUUGGCAACUAUUGUCAGCUACUUCUCUGCUGAAGUAAGUCGAGGUGUUUGGAAGCCAGUGUUUAUGAAUGGUACAGAUUGGCCAAGUCCUGCAGCAAAUUUGUCAAAUGUUGAGGAAAAGAUCAAGAAAAUAUUAGCUGCUACUGGUGUUGAUAUCCCAAGCCUUGCUUCAGGAGGAAGCUCUCCAGCUACGCUUCCCUUGCCUCUGGCUGCUUUUGUGAGCCUCACCAUAACCUACAAAAUUGACAAAGCCUCAGAAAGAUUUCUCAAUUUAGCUGGUCCAGCCUUGGAGUGCCUUGCAGCAGGUUGCCCCUGGCCUUGCAUGCCAAUUGUGGCAUCCUUAUGGACCCAAAAGGCGAAGCGAUGGUUUGACUUCCUUGUCUUUUCUGCAUCUCGCACUGUCUUUCUCCAUGACAGCAAUGCAGUGUUUCAGCUUCUUAAAAGUUGCUUUGCUGCCACACUCGGUCUCAGUGCCACAGCUAUUUAUAGCAAUGGUGGUGUUGGGGCACUUCUUGGCCAUGGUUUUGGUUCCCAUUUUUGUGGUGGUAUCUCUCCUGUUGCCCCUGGAAUUCUUUAUCUUCGUGUUUACCGAUCCAUUAGAGAAAUUGUGUUUGUGACAGAAGAAAUUAUCUCUCUCAUAAUGCUUUCUGUGAGAGAAAUAGCAUGCAGUGGGCUUCCCAGAGAGAAAUUAGAGAAGUUGAAGAGAUCAAAGAAUGGACUGAGAUGUGGACAGGUUUCUCUUACUGCAGCAAUGACGUGGGUGAAAGUAGCUGCUUCUCUUGGAGCUUCUCUAGUAUGGUUAUCUGGAGGUGUAGGCUUGGUUCACUCGUUGUUCAAAGAAACUUUGCCUUCUUGGUUUAUUGCUGUUCACAGGUCUGAGCAGGAAGAAGGGCCCAAAGGGAUGGUUGCCAUGCUUCAGGGAUAUGCACUGGCUUAUUUUGCUGUACUUUCUGGUGCUUUUGCUUGGGGAGUCGAUUCAUCCUCAUCAGCAUCAAAGCGGCGUCCUAAGGUCAUUGGUGCACACAUGGAACUUCUAGCAAGUGCACUUGAUGGGAAGAUAUCGCUAGGUUGUGAUUGGGCGACGUGGCGGUCUUAUGUCUCGGGGUUUGUAAGCCUAAUGGUAGGUUGCGCACCUUCUUGGGUGUUGGAGGUGGACGCAGAUGUUCUGAAGAGAUUAAGCAAAGGGUUGAGGCAGUGGAAUGAGGGGGAGCUUGCCUUAGCAUUGCUGGGAAUUGGUGGAGUUGAAACAAUGGGUGCGGCUGCUGAACUGAUAAUUGAGGAUCAGUGAUCACCAUUUCUUUCUCCAGUUACUUUUUCUUUUUGGAGAAAAAAAAAAAAAACCUUUUUACUAGGUUAGCAGUUCUAUUCCAUAGCAUAUAGUUGUACAUUGUCUUACGUUUUGGAAUUUUGUGUAGCCCACGGACAUUUUCUAGUAGCAGUCGCUGCACUAUGUUUUUUUUUUUUUUUCUAACAAAAAAAGAAAAAGAAAGAGAAAAGAACGAAAGAAAAAUUUAGUACU